AUGGGCGGUGCUCCGCGGCCCGGCGCGCAGCCUUGUGGGGAUUGUAGUCCCGGUCCCCGCCCCUGUGCCGCGCCGACCCCGCCCCUGGAACUACGCUCCCGUCGUGCCCCGCGGCGCGGGCGGAGGCGGGGCAGGCGGUCGGUUGCUAAGCCUUGGGAGGCGCUGCGCUCGCGUGCGGUUCUUCAGGUAAGCGCGGGGUCCCGGCGUCUCGGCUCUCGCGGCCCCGGCUCCCACGGACGGCGAGCCGGGGUGGUGACGGGCGCGGGGGAAAGCGUAUCUCGGCUGGCGGGGGACGCCGGCCGUGCCCGGCGCCAGGAGGCUGCCGGGGGCAUCGGCGCGUUGCGCGUGCGCGUGGGGCGGUCGGGCCACCGGCCGCCGCUGCCCCGCCGUCGACCUUGUGCGCGUGCGCGCGCCCCUGCGGGCGCGGGGGUGGAGACCCCGUACGCCCGGCGGCUCCGCUCGCCCCCCCCCCCCCCCCCCGCGCGCGUGCCUGGGGUCGUCGCGGCCAGCCCCCUGCCUCCGGGUCCCGCGUGUGCUGGCGUCCCGCCCCUGCAGGCCUCUCCACGUUGUAAACGGGCGCUGCCCUGUCCUUACCGACAGCGUGCGUGGCCCGGGGCUUCUCCUGGCCUGGCCCGGGCUGCACCCCGCGCGCCCGACCUCCUCGGACGCCCCGCCGUCGGAGAACGCCGUAUCAGCAGUGCGGAGCUCGUUAGGGUGCAGAUGGCAGCUCCCUGCCUCCCCGCUGGGCCAGGAGCCGCCCGGGUUCCGCCCUCGGAACCAGCACCGAACCAGCACCUCGCGCGCUGCGGGUGGGCCUGGGACUCCAGCCCUGGCUGUCCUGUUCAGGGCUGCCUGCUUUCCAGGGCCAGCUGCGGGUCACUGCCUCCGAGGAGCCCUCCUUGACUCUGCCCACCCACCGUCUCCCCCCACCCACCCCGGGCAUCACUGGACCCCGGCCGUUGUGGGGUCUCGUGUGGGUUUCGUCCCUUUCUGCCUCCGACAGCCCCUCGUGAUGGUGUUGGAUUCCCGUUUUUCAGAGGGGGACGUUGAGGCUGGGGCUUAGGCCUGGUGCCCCGGGGUUCACACCCAGCUUCUGGCCUGCCUUCCUAAUCCAGUGGGGAGACGGGGCCUCGAGCCUGAGUUUACUGGGUGUUGCCUGCAGGGAGACUCCGCUGCCUGAAUCAGUGCCAUUUCCUGAUUCCCUUGAGCACCAGAGUCUUAGGGACUCCCAGGGCACCCCUUCUGUGGUGGGGUGACACGGGGGGGGGUAGUUCUAAGCUGCCGGACACUUGUGUUAGGGUCCUAUGUCCCUGGCCCACCUGUGGGGGCUCCCAUGUGCAGUUGAGGCUCCCUCCUUGUGGUCUAGGACUUAGUGCCUGAGGCAGAGGCACUGGGACCCUGCAUCUUCGGUUCUGAGCCGGCUGUGGCUGCCCCCGGACGGGCCAGGGUCGGCACUGAGCUGGGUGAGCAUAGCAGAUGGUGUGCGGGGGGUGUGGAGGCGGCUGGGUGCCUGGAGCCGGGCCUUGAUCUCAGGCUUCCGGGAUGAGAGAGGAGCCGGGUACCCCAGAGGCCUCCAGCCCGCUGCACGUCCCGGCUGGCUGAAACAGCCCUGGUGCGCGGACCCUGUUUGCCACUGGACUGGCGCUGCCCUCUGGACGUUGGGCUUCGAGCUCAGGCGGGGACCUCGUCUCCAGAAGCUGUUCACUCCUUAUCUGUGGGAUGGGCCCUGGAGGCAGCCCGAGAGCUGGUCGGAUCCCGACUCCGCCUUCCCUGCCUGGUGGCUCCAGGAAGUCCUUCCAGCUCACAGAGCCUCGGCUUGUCCUGCAGAAAGGGGCCAGCCCCCGAGCUCCCUUCUGGGUCACUGGGAGGACACGUGGCGGCUACAGUACCAGCAGCUGUCAUCCGAGGCCUAGGGCCUUGUUUGGAGUCUGCUGACUUGGCAACUGCCCGGUGCCCUCACCCCUCCCUUUUUUUUAGUGGCUUCACCGAGGGGCAGUUCACCCAUUUAAAAUGGACCGAUCUGGGCGCUUGGGUGGCUCAGUGGGUUAAGCC
Molecule: messenger RNA, 2052 nt
Organism: Mustela erminea (ermine)
Lineage: Eukaryota; Metazoa; Chordata; Mammalia; Carnivora; Mustelidae
Product: serine/arginine repetitive matrix protein 1-like
Exons: 2
Coding region: 1-903 (300 amino acids)
Source: RefSeq, a predicted model, not a curated record